Messenger RNA from Helicoverpa zea (corn earworm), 2453 nucleotides. It is a transcript of the gene Mlp60A, whose product is annotated as muscle LIM protein 1. Gene Ontology annotation, cellular component: nucleus; cytoplasm; Z disc. The record is from RefSeq and is a predicted model, not a curated record. Lineage: Eukaryota; Metazoa; Arthropoda; Insecta; Lepidoptera; Noctuidae. Gene Ontology annotation, biological process: sarcomere organization; muscle tissue development. The transcript has 11 exons. Gene Ontology annotation, molecular function: structural constituent of muscle; actinin binding. Bases 175 to 1656 code for a protein of 493 amino acids.
CCCCCCCCACUGGGGCCGUGUGCAACUCGCGCAUAGACUACGGUCGCCCGCUGCCCUCGCGCAUCAUUCGAACAUCGCGCACCGCAGUCUCGGCAUCUACGCCCUGAACUGUAUACGCGUCCGGGAGAUCAUCCCGCAGCGACUUCGACGAACAGGAUAAGUUAAGCGAGCACAAUGCCUUUCAAACCAGCAGAUAACCCUAAGUGCCCUAAGUGUGGCAAAUCAGUAUACGCAGCUGAGGAGAGAGUCGCCGGAGGACUCAAAUGGCACAAAAUGUGCUUCAAGUGCGGCCUGUGCCAGAAGUUGCUGGACUCCACCAACUGCUCAGAACACGAAGGUGAACUGUACUGCAAAGUGUGCCAUGCACGUAAAUUCGGACCAAAAGGCUACGGCUUCGGCGGUGGUGCUGGCUGCCUGUCCAUGGACACUGGUGACCACCUGAAGGCUGAGAAUGCGGGCGUAAGGACUAACGGAGCUUGUCUGGAACCACGUGUUAUCGCCAAGGCGCCCCCCGGGGAAGGUUGUCCCCGAUGCGGUGGCUACGUUUACGCCGCCGAACAGAUGUUAGCUAGAGGACGGGCGUGGCACAAGGAGUGCUUCAAAUGCGGAGACUGCUUAAAACGGCUGGACUCUACUAACUGUUGCGAGGGCCCAGACAAAGACAUUUACUGCAAAGUAUGUUAUGGGAAGAAGUUUGGUCCUAAGGGAUAUGGUUACGGAAAAGGAGCCGGUGUCUUGCAGAGUGACCCUUACGCCAAUGGUGACCAAGCACCAAAGACUACGGUGAUUGAUACCGCUUCCAUUCAGGCGCCACCUGGCAAAGGUUGCCCCAGAUGUGGAGGCGUGGUAUUUGCUGCCGAACAAGUGCUGGCCAAGGGCCGCGAAUGGCAUCGCAAAUGCUUCAAGUGCCGUGACUGCUCCAAAACUUUGGACUCGAUCAUCGCUUGCGACGGACCUGAAUCUGAGGUUUACUGCAAGACCUGCUACGGCAAAAAAUGGGGCCCUCACGGCUACGGAUUCGCUUGCGGCUCCGGUUUCCUGCAGACAGAUGGCUUGACCGAGGAGGAGAUUUCCGCCAGUCGUCCUUAUUACAACCCUGACACUACGUCCAUCAAAGCGCCCAAGGGCCAGGGCUGCCCGCGUUGCGGUGGCAUGGUAUUCGCCGCUGAACAACAACUGGCGAAGGGCACGAUGUGGCACAAGAAAUGUUUCAACUGCGCGGAGUGCCACCGGCCUCUGGACUCGAUGCUGGCAUGCGACGGCCCUGACAAGGAGAUCCACUGCCGCGCCUGCUACGCCAAGCUCUUCGGACCCAGAGGAUUCGGUUACGGCCACGCCCCCACCCUCGUCUCGUGCGACACUGAGCCCGCUAUCACAUACAUGGAGCAGCUACCUUUCACUGGCCAGAAAGCAGCCAAAGGCCAGGGCUGCCCUCGCUGUGGAUUCCCCGUCUACGCAGCUGAACAGAUGCACUCCAAGAAUGGCACAUGGCACAAACGGUGCUUCUCAUGUGCGGAAUGCCAUAGAUCUCUUGAUUCUACCAACUUAAACGACGGACCAAAUGGAGAAAUUUACUGCCGAAGUUGUUAUGGCAGGAAUUUCGGGCCUAAGGGUGUAGGAUUCGGUAUGGGCGCAGGCACAUUGACCAUGGCAUAAUAGACUAUGAAGCUGGUCUUUAUAGGAACCAUUUAGUUAUUAAAGUGGUAGCAUGAAAGGAAUCUAAUCUACUGUGAAUUGCUACCUAGCUUGACGGACUAUCAUACCAUGUAUUAAACUGGUUUUAAUAAUGGUUGAUAACUUAUUUCUAUGAGACUAAUAAAGUAAAUGGUAAUAGAACCUUUGAGGACACAUAUUUUGUUACGAAAGUAUAAAUUAAAGGUUACAUUCCUUUCAUAUGAUAUUGUACAAAUUGGGAUGAAUGUGUCUGUGCCCUUAGUUUACAUAUUCGUUAUAAAAUAUUGUAGUAAAUAAGGUAAUAGACUUAAUGUAGGUAUGUAAGAUGUAUAAAUAAUUUGUUAUACAGCAAGAAAAAAAAACUUAAAAAAUCCUAAAAAAAAUUAACGGCAUUGUGAUUACACAUACCUUAUAAUUAUCACAUUGUGAUAUAAAGGUAUGUGCAAAACAAAAACUAUCCUGUAAACGCGGACAAGAUUGCAAAUAAUUGUAAUCGUUUCGACCGACCAGAUCUUGAUGUAUAAGAUCUGAAGUGUCUAUACAAUAUUUUUAUACACCAAAGAUUUUUGUACAUAAUUUAGUAAUUUACUAAAUGCACAUUUUCUGUGCUACAGUAAAUUCUAACCACUUACGUGUAUUACGCUUUUGGAGCUUUUGCUAUAUAUAUCUAACGAACACAUAUUAUGAGGAUAAUGUAAAGAUUAAAGCAGCUUUUUGCAUAUUAUUAUAUUAAACAAAAUUUGUAUAAGUUAUAAUUUUUAUUAAAUAAAUAUACGACA